GAGGCUCGUCGGCCGACCGGUGACCGUAGACGACGCGCUUUACGGCAGUGUGUUCAUUUGCAAAAUGGCUGAUCACAGGGAACGGGAUUCAUACUAUUCGCAAACAGACCUGCGCUCGAAAAAUGACGAUCCGCCGAACUCGCGACUCUUUGUCAUUUGCCACAAAAGUCUGGAGGAGGAUGACCUCAGGAAGGCCUUCGAGAAGUUCGGCAAGAUCGAAGACAUCUGGGUGGUUAAGGACCGUAACACGGGCGAGAAUAAAGGUGUUACGUACAUCAAGUUCUCCAAAACGUCAGAGGCGGCGUUUGCCCUCGAAGAGAUGAAUGGAAAGAUGCUGGGCUCCGUCGGUAGACCGAUCAAAGUGAUGAUUGCCUCGAAUCGGGACCAAGGUUCGGUGCGAGAGACGAACGAGGAGGAGAGGUGGGUUCGUUUGUUCUGUGUAUUGCCAAAGACGAUGUCCGACAGUGAGCUGCAACAGGAGUUCUCCAAAUUCGGCGCCAUCGAGUACGCCACUGUGGUGAAGGACCGUAGCACAAACGAGUCUAAGGGCUUCGGCUAUGUGAAGUUCAAGAAGGUGUCCAGCGCCGCCAGGGCGUUCGAGGAGUGCGAUCGAAAGUACAAGGCGGUCUUCGCCGAGCCGAAGAAGCCAAAACCCGAUCACAAUGACGUCAAGUAUAAUAACGGACUGUCUACCUCUUACGAUGGCUCUACCAGUACGUACGCGUCCUCAAACUUCGGCAAGAGCAGCAUCAGUCUGGAGAUCGCCACGAACUACCCCAACUCGGAAGGCUACACUCGUCUGCAGGUGAUCGCCCACCCAGCCUUGAAUCAGGAUCAGCUGUGGAAAUUGUUCGAUAUUGUGCCUGGUAUGGACUACUGUCACCUGAAGACCGACGUGAGAUACCGGAUGCCGCGGGGUCAGGCCGUAGUGGUGUACAAUAAUCCCAGUGCGGCGGCUUAUGCGCGCGAAAAGUUUCACGGAUUCGAAUACCCGCCCGGUCAUCGGAUGAUCGUCAAACCAGAUAUGACGGGCGCACCGUCGAAAAGCACGUCGAAACCAGGCGGCUCUACCACCGGCAGUACCGCCAGCGCGAGAACGGACCUGGCGCAUCUGGCGGAGACGAUUGCUCAAGCUACGUCGCUGAUUCAGGCUGCGGGAUUAACGGCACCGAGUUUAGAGCACACGAUGUGCGUGAAACUACCUCCAGUGCAGCCGAUGGCGAGUAUAGACGCCGAGGUAGCCAAGAGAUGCUUCAUCGUUUGCGGUCCACCUGUGCCACCCAUUUACGCCAUGAAGGACGCGUUCUGUAGGUUUGGAAAUCUCAUCGAUGUAUAUAUGUUACCCGGCAAAAAUUGUGGCUACGCCAAAUACGCUACCGUCGACAGCGCGAACGAGGCUAUUGAGAUGUUGCACGGCCAAGAGAUCUGCGGUUCGCGUUUGAAAGUACUGGAGGCGGAGGAGCGAAAUGUUGGUGAAGAUCGCCGAAAGAGAUUAAGAAUGGACGAGGACGAGAAUUGAGUCAGAGAUCGUUCUUACACGAGUAACUCACUGACUGGUAUACACAAGCCGGACGCACGCAACAAAAAGAGACGAAUUUAAAGACUCACUUGACCACGUGAAGGGCCUGGCAUCCAGGGAAACUACUCCAACUACCUACCUAUUUAACUGUUCGCUUACGUUCGCAACUUCAACGUUACUGAAACUUUAACUGCUACUCUACUACUACUACUUACUACUACACUACUACUGCUACUACAACAACUACUACUGCUACUAUUACUACUACUCUACUACUACUACCACUACUACUCUACUAUUCUAUUACUACUACUACUACUACUCUAUUACCACUACUUUUGUCCUCUUACAUGUUCGUUCACACACGACACAUCACGCGCGUGACGUCCCGUUUCGGUUACUUUAUAAGAGGCCUGUGCGAAGGGUUAAUAUUCGAGCGUUCGUUCGUUAUUGUGUACCUCUAGGAAGUGUGUGUAAAUCUCAUUUCUUGGUUAAAACCGUGCUUGUUUUCUAGUUUCAUUCUUUGUUAGAUAUGUUGAUUAUUGUCAGCUGGUUACUGUUGAUAUCAUCAUAUAGUUAAUUAUCCGAGUAGUUGAAAUAGAGACGUUUCAACUCAAUUCCAUAAGAACGAUAUACUUAGCAAAAAAUAUACGAUCGGUUAAUCGUUCGAUUAAUUGUAAAAAUACAAUAAUUCGUUGUAUUUUCUUUACGUUCAAUUUAACUUUAUAUUGUAUAUAAAGUGAAGAGAAACGAGACACGUACAUUAAGUGAUUAUUGUAAUGUAAUGAGCGUUCUUAUCGUGCAAGAAAUGUGUUGUUAAUACCACCUGUUCGCACAGGCUUAUUUUAGGAAUUAACCUGUGCCCUAGGUUUAGCGAAGAGAUCUUUUAUUUAUAUAAUUAAAUUUUCGAACACCAUGUACUUGUCUUUUAGUUGUAUUGCGUAUAAAAAGGAAGCAAAGUUACUUGUAUUUUACACAACAUUGACCAUUUUCACAACGAUCAGUGUUAAAAUGAUUAUGGAUGAAGGAACAGUAGUAACUCUCCAAAACAAGGUAUAUCCUUGAAAUAUCAGUACAAAUAUCCACUUCAUACGGAAUCGUUGCAACACAUGCCAGAAUAUUUCGUACUUUUUCGAUAAAAAAAGAAUUACAUACACGUGUUAUUUCGCAUGAUCACAUUCGAAAAAUUUGGAUUUAUCGAUACGUUUCACGAUAUGUUUCACGAACAUUGUAAUAUAUUCGUGCUUUUGAAUUAUAUGUACCUUUUACGCAAAAUGUCAUCAUUCGAAUUUUGAGGUAAUAAAGAUUUAGCGAGCAUUGCUCGUUUCAUACAAGAUAUUUUUUGUCAAUAGCGAUCGAGGACUCGUCGACAAAUUUGUAUCGAUCAUCUCGCCGACAUCGAUCGAGUUUUAAUACGGUUACUAAAUUUUAUAAAAAAUUCCAUCAUUCGACGAAGUGCAAUAUUAACUGUACCGUCGAUGGUCUCUAACAAAGCACGCGGGUACAUCUUGUUUUGGAAACGAUUGAUAUACGAAUAUAUGGAAGUACCGCCGACGUGUAUAACAUUCUUUAUGCCUAGCAGCGUAGGCUUACUGUUUACAGUAUUGAGAGAGAGAGAGAGAGAGAGAGAGAAAGGGAGAAGACCAUUUUUUUCCUGGUAAACCGAUACUUAAUUAUCCACCAUCACAAAACCUCGUCACACACUAGUGAUCGACGCACAACAUAAACGUUUUAUGAUGGACACUUUUGUACCACCGUUGCGUUAGACUCUCACUCUAUGACUGUACCGAAUAAUGUUCCAGGAGACUGUAACUGACUUGUUUUUCGUUUUUCUUUUUGAAAAUAUCAAAUACACAUGGAAUACGCAAAAACCCCACACCGACUAUUUCACUUGAUUUUUUUUUUUUUAUUCUCACUGCUUAUGGAACGGAAGUGUACGAUUAUUGUCACGUGGUUGAACCGAUUGUCUGUCUUGGUCUGACAUAUGUUCUUCUCGCUUUCAGGAUACCGCGAGGAUUCCAUGAAGCGCCGUACCUGAUGACUGUGAUACCAUUUCUAGCGACCUCUCCCGAUUGUAUGUCAUUUGUGCGUGCGUUUGUGAACGAGAUUCUGUGCCUUGUACAUCGCAUCCAUUUUAUAAUUAAACGAGCAGUGACGUAUUGCCUUUCUAUUCUUAAGAA
This is a messenger RNA of Dinoponera quadriceps, 3699 nucleotides long. RefSeq names its product RNA-binding protein 45. The transcript is spliced from 7 exons. The coding region runs from base 65 to 1519 and encodes 484 amino acids. Gene Ontology annotation, molecular function: RNA binding. NCBI's taxonomy places the organism in Eukaryota, Metazoa, Arthropoda, Insecta, Hymenoptera, Formicidae. The record is from RefSeq and is a predicted model, not a curated record.